Elephantulus edwardii (Cape elephant shrew) is the source of this 4725-nucleotide messenger RNA. RefSeq names its product DNA (cytosine-5-)-methyltransferase 1 (gene DNMT1). Gene Ontology annotation, cellular component: nucleus; U4/U6 x U5 tri-snRNP complex. Bases 1 to 4725 code for a protein of 1574 amino acids. The record is from RefSeq and is a predicted model, not a curated record. The transcript is spliced from 37 exons. Gene Ontology annotation, biological process: mRNA splicing, via spliceosome. Lineage: Eukaryota; Metazoa; Chordata; Mammalia; Macroscelidea; Macroscelididae. Gene Ontology annotation, molecular function: chromatin binding; zinc ion binding; DNA (cytosine-5-)-methyltransferase activity.
AUGCCUGCUCGAACCGCCCCGGCCCGGGUGCCCGCGCUGGCCUCCCCGGCCAUCUCCUUGCCCGACGAUGUCCGCAGGCGGCUCAAAGAUUUGGAUCGGGAUAGUUUAACAGAAAAGGAAUGUGUGAAGGAGAAAUUGAAUCUUCUGCAUGAAUUUUUACAAACGGAAAUAAAGAAUCAGUUACGUGAUUUGGAAACUAAAUUACGUAAAGAAGAAUUAUCAGAGGAGGGCUACCUGGCUAAAGUCAAAUCCCUUUUAAAUAAAGAUUUGUCCUUGGGGAACGGAGCUCAUGCUCGAGAAGUGAAUGGAUAUCUAGAAAACGGGAGCCGUGCGGGUGGUGAAGAGCGAGUGAGAAUGGCAGAGGAAAACAAACCCUCCAAACAAGGCUCGACCCCCCGGCAGACCCGAAGGAGCAAGUCGGUUGGAGAGUCUCCGGCUGACAGUUCACCUAGUCCCAAGAUGACAAGGAGAAGUACCCGCCAGACCUCCAUCGUGGCUCAUCUUACACAGGAGUCUGGCAAACGGAAACCUGUGGAUGAACUGCAAGUGGAAAACCCAGACGAUCUUGAUAAAGAUGCAGACACGGAUGAGAAGAGACGUAGAGUUACUUCCCCAGAACCAGAACUGUCUACCUCCAGGCAGAGAACUCAAGAAAAACAAUUGGAUGGAGAAAAAUCUCAGGCAACUGAUGUCAAAGAUGAGCCUGAAAAGGAUGAGAAGAAACGCAGAACUCCAAUGAGAGAAGCAUCUGAGAAGAAAGCCACUCGGCCCAGAUCACUGUCUGCCAAGCCCCAGCCCCCGAAAUGUAUCCAGUGUGGACAGUACUUGGAUGACCCUGACCUCAAGUACCAGCAGCAUCUCCCUGAUGCAGUAGAAGAACCGCAGUUGUUGACAAAUGAGAAACUGUCCAUUUUUGAUGCCAACGAAUGUGGCUUCGAGAGUUACGAGGAUCUUCCCCAGCACAAAGUGACUUACUUCAGUGUGUACUGUAAACUCGGGCAUCUGUGCCCAAUCGAUACCGGCCUCAUCGAGAAGAACGUUGAACUCUACUUGGCUGGUUCGGCAAAACCCAUCUAUGCGGAUGACCCGUCUCCUGAAGGUGGUGUUAAUGGUGUCAACCUUGGCCCUAUAAACGAGUGGUGGAUCACCGGCUACGACGGAGGGGAGAAAGCCCUGCUGGGCUUCAGCACCUCCUUUGCUGAAUAUAUCAUGAUGGAUCCCAGCCCAGAGUAUGCCUCGAUAUUCGCACUGAUACAGGAGAAGAUCUAUAUAAGUAAGAUAGUAGUGGAGUUUCUGAAGAAUUUUCGAGACUCAACCUAUGAAGAUCUGAUCAAUAAGAUUGAAACCACCGUCCCUCCUCCUGGACUCGGCCUGAAUCGCUUCACCGAGGACUCUCUCCUCCGACACGCCCAGUUUGUGGUGGAACAAGUGGAGAGUUAUGACGAAGCCGGGGACAGUGACGAGGAGCCCAUCUUCCUGUCCCCCUGCAUGAGGGACGUGAUCAAACUUGCCGGGGUCACUCUGGGACAAAGGCGAGCCAAAAGGCGGCAGGCCAUCAGACACUCCACCAGGGAGAAGGAUAAAGGGCCCACCAAAGCCACCACCACCAAGCUGGUCUACCAGAUCUUUGACACCUUCUUCGCCGACCAAAUUGAGACCUUUGACAAGGAAGAUAAGGAGAACGCCUGUAAGCGCCGUCGGUGUGGCGUCUGUGAGGUUUGCCAGCAGCCCGAGUGUGGACAGUGCAAAGCUUGUAAGGACAUGGUUAAGUUCGGUGGUAGCGGCCGGAGCAAGCAGGCUUGUGAAGCGAGGAGGUGCCCCAAUAUGGCCGUAAAGGAGGCAGAUGAGGAUGAAGAAGUCGAAGAGAAUAUCCCAGAAAAAAUGCCAUUACCAAAAAAAAAAAUGCAUCAAGAGAAGAAACAGAAACAUCACAAGAACAAGAUCACUUGGGUUGGAGAGCCUGUCAAGAGUGAGGGAAAGAAGAUUUACUAUCAGAAAGUCUGUAUUGAUUCCGAAAUCUUCGAAGUAGGGGACUGUGUCUCUGUUUCCGCAGUUAAUUCCUCACAUCUCUAUUUUGCAAGAAUCACCGCCUUAUGGGACGACAGCAACACCGGACAAAUGUUUCAUGCCCACUGGUUCUGUACCGGGAGAGAUUCAAUCCUGGGAGCGACGUCAGACCCUCUGGAACUAUUCCUGGUGGACGAGUGUGAGAACUUGCAGAUGCCUUACAUCAACGAGAAAGUCACAGUUGUUUACAUCCCUCCUCCAGAAAACUGGGCGCUAGAGGGAGGCCAGGACCCUGAGCCCAUCAUGGCUGACACCGACGGGAAGACCUAUUUUUACCGGAUGUGGUAUGACCACGAUUACGCAAGGUUUGAAACCCCUCCAAAAACUGAGCCCACGGAAGACAACAAGUACAAGUUCUGCGCAAGCUGUGCCCGUCUGGCUGUAAUGAGGCAAAAAGAAAUCCCUAGGGCCCUGGAACAGGUCGAAGACCUGAAUGACCGCGUCGUCUACAACAUCGCCACCAAGAAUGACGUCCAGUACCGAGUAGGAGACAAUGUGUACCUCCUGCCGCGUGCCUUCACAUUCAACAUCAAGGUGUCCAGCCCUGUGAAGCGCCCUCGGAAAAGGCCUGUGGACGAAGACCUGUAUCCAGAACACUACCGGAAAUCCACGGACUACAUCAAAGGCAGCAACCUGGACUGCUCAGACCCGUACCUAAUUGGCCGCAUCAAGGAGAUCUUCCGUCCCAAGAAGGAGAACGGCAAGAUCAACGGGGUCGACAUCAAGCUCAGGGUCCACAAGUACUACAGGCCAGAAAACACUCACAGGUCCACGCCAGCGAGUUACCAGGCAGACAUCAACCUACUUUACUGGAGUGAUGAGGAGGCCAUCGUAGACUUCAAGGAUGUGCAGGGCCGCUGCAUCGUGGAGUACGGGGAGGACAACCCCGAGUGGAUCAGGACGUUCUCCGAAAAGGGCCCAGACCGCUUCUAUUUCCUCGAGGCCUAUAAUGCAAAAACCAGAAGCUUUGAACAGCCUUCACACCAUGCCAGGAACCCCAGAAAUACAGGGAAAGGAAAAGGGAAGGGGAAGGGGAAAGGUAGGUGUCGUGCAUGCCCUCCAGCGCCGAGUGAGACAGAAGUGGAAGAAGUCCAGCUGCCGAAGCUUCGUACUCUGGAUGUGUUUUCUGGCUGCGGGGGGCUCUCAGAAGGAUUUCACCAAGCAGGCGUCUCUGAGACCCUGUGGGCCAUCGAAAUGUGGGAGCCCGCAGCCCAGGCGUUCCGGCUGAACAACCCCAGCACCAUGGUGUUCAACGAGGACUGCAACAUCCUGCUGAAGCUGGUCAUGGCCGGGGAGAAGACCAACUCCAAAGGCCAGAAGCUGCCCCAGAAGGGAGAUGUGGAGCUGCUGUGCGGCGGGCCGCCCUGCCAAGGGUUCAGUGGCAUGAACCGCUUCAACUCGAGGACCUACUCCAAGUUCAAGAACUCCCUGGUGGUCUCCUUCCUCAGCUACUGUGACUACUACCGACCCCGCUUCUUCCUCCUGGAGAACGUCCGGAACUUUGUCUCCUUCAAGAAGUCCAUGAUCCUGAAGCUGACUCUCCGGUGCCUGGUCCGCAUGGGCUAUCAGUGCACGGUCGGCGUGCUGCAGGCUGGCCAUUACGGCAUCCCCCAGACGCGGAGACGGGCCAUCAUCAUGGCUGCCGCCCCCGGGGAGAAGCUUCCCCUCUACCCAGAGCCGCUGCAUGUGUUUGCUCCCCGAGCCUGUACCCUGAGCUUCGCGGUGGGCGACAGGAAGUAUUACAGCAACAUAACGAGGCUGGACUCGGGGCCGCUGCGAACCAUCACGGUGCGGGACACGAUGUCUGACCUCCCCGAGGUGCGGAACGGCGCCUCGGCGCUGGAGAUCUCUUACAGCGGGCCGCCUCAGUCCUGGUUCCAGAGGCAGCUCCGGAGCGCCAAUCAGCACUCCCUGCUCCAGGACCACAUCUGCAAGGACAUGAGUGCACUGGUGGCGGCCCGCAUGCGGCACAUCCCUCUGGCCCCAGGCUCGGACUGGCGUGACCUGCCCAACAUCGAGGUGCAGCUCUCCGACGGCACCAGAGCCAAGAAGCUGCGCUACACCCACCACGACAGGAAGCACGGCCGCAGCAGCACCGGCGCCCUCCGCGGGGUCUGUUCCUGUGUGAAAGGUGGGGCUUGCGACCCUGCGGCCCGGCAGUUCAACACCCUCAUCCCCUGGUGCCUGCCCCACACCGGGAACAGGCACAACAACUGGGCUGGCCUCUACGGACGGCUGGAGUGGGACGGUUUCUUCAGCACGACCGUCACUAACCCUGAACCCAUGGGCAAGCAGGGCCGGGUGCUCCACCCAGAGCAGCACCGCGUGGUGAGUGUGCGGGAGUGCGCUCGCUCCCAGGGCUUCGCCGACUCCUACCGGCUCUUCGGCAACAUCCUGGACAAGCACCGACAGGUCGGUAAUGCUGUGCCACCACCCCUGGCCAAGGCCCUCGGGUUGGAGAUUAAGCUUUGUGUGUUGGCCAAGGCUUUAGAAGAGAAAGAACGAGCCUCAGCUGAAUUGAAGGAGAAGAAGGAGGAGGGAACAAAGCACAUCAUGAUUGACUUGGGCACCGGCAGUAACAAAAAGAUUAACUGGGCCGUGGAGGACAAGCAGGAGAUGACGGACGUCAUCGAGAUAGCUCACCGAGGGGCACGCUAG